Molecule: messenger RNA, 3499 nt
Organism: Neoarius graeffei (lesser salmon catfish)
Lineage: Eukaryota; Metazoa; Chordata; Actinopteri; Siluriformes; Ariidae
Gene: gfra1b
Product: gdnf family receptor alpha 1b
Exons: 10
Coding region: 481-1860 (459 amino acids)
Biological process (GO): nervous system development
Cellular component (GO): external side of plasma membrane; signaling receptor complex
Molecular function (GO): signaling receptor activity
Source: RefSeq, a predicted model, not a curated record
ACUAGAGUCGGAAAAAAAAAAAGUGUGGUGAGAUGAAGAGGCGCUGAAAGUCCGGGCGCACAGAGCCAGUGCCACAGCUCUCCAAACUCCAAAGCAAACCACGCUUAGAUACAAACUGAGACGAAAAUGAACAGUUUGUGCUGCUAUCAAAGCACUUCGCUUUCUGCUUUUGCUGAGGACAUGGCACUAUAGGAAAGAGAGCGGGGAUGUCCGUUACGCACUGGUGUCUGUACUUCACACUGGAUCGCUGUGGUUUGUAAUACCCGGGGACGUGAUCGUGUUUGCACUAGGAGGUGUCCCAACACAACAUCGAGCUCAGAUCGGACUGUCAGACUGGAUGUACAGCUGCGCUAUGUGUGGCCACUGUUACUGGUGCGGUGCGCAAUCAGCGCGCAAAGGAUUUACCCAGGAAACCGAGAUGUCCAGCAGUUUAUAACAAAGUUACAACACUGUUAAAAAGGGACCACAAUAAAAGCCACGAUGACCUUCUUAAGUUUUUGGAUAUUGUUUCCUCUUCUGGAUGUACUACACAUGUCAGUAUGUGCUGAGCUGGCGCAGACUCGAGCAUCACGGCUGGACUGUGUCCGGGCUCAUGAGCAGUGCCUGGGCCGUUAUGGCUGCAGCUCAGCUUUCCGCACAAUGAGGCAGUGUUUGGCGGGUACAGGGGGCAACUUCAGUGCACUAACUGAGCCCGAGGCACAAGACGAGUGCAGGAAUGCCAUGGAGUCCAUGAGACAGAGCUUUCUAUAUAACUGCAAAUGCAAGAGAGGCAUGAAGAAAGAGAAGAAGUGCCUGCGCAUCUUUUGGAGUGUCUAUCACAGUUUACAGGGCAAUGAUUUGCUGGAGGACUCUCCAUACGAGCCAGUGAACAGCCGUCUGUCUGACAUAUUCCGCCUGGCCCCCAUCAUAUCAGGCAAGCCUGCUGUGACCAAGGACAACAACUGCCUGAAUGCAGCCAAGGCCUGCAACCUGAAUGACACGUGUAAGAAAUAUCGCUCAGCCUACAUCAGCCCAUGCACCAACAGGGUGUCCACCACUGAGGUGUGCAACAAGCGCAAGUGUCACAAAGCCCUGCGCCAGUUCUUCGACAAGGUGCCAGCCAAGCACAGCUAUGGCAUGCUUUUCUGCUCUUGUCCGUCUGGAGAGCACUCAGCGUGCUCAGAGCGCAGACGCCAGACCAUCGUGCCAGCAUGCUCCUAUGAGGACAAGGACAAGCCCAACUGUCUGUCCCUGCAAGCCUCCUGCAAGACCAACUAUAUUUGCAGGUCUCGCCUGGCUGACUUCUUUACCAACUGCCAGCCAGAGGCUCGUUCGAUAUCCGGCUGCCUGAAGGAGAGCUAUGCUGACUGUCUUCUGGCUUACUCUGGCCUUAUAGGUACAGUGAUGACCCCGAAUUACCUGCGAUCAAGCAUCAGCGUGUCUCCCUGGUGUGACUGCACCAGCAGCGGCAACGGGAAGCCUGAGUGUGACAAGUUCUCUGAAUUCUUCACUAACAACCGCUGUCUCCGUAAUGCUAUCCAGGCAUUCGGGAAUGGUACAGAUGUUGGUGUGUGGCAGCCUCAGCCACCAAUCCAACCAACCGGUCAUUCCAGCACUCCUCAGAGAGGACAGGAGAGGACACUUAAUGGACUGGAUGUCUCAGCUUUUGCUAAUGAACUCGACUCUAGCAAUGGUCACCACCUCUACAGCCUCUGUGGAAACCUCCAGCCACAGAAGCUGAAGGUGAACAUCACAGCAGAUGCUGUAUGUGUGGACCCUCCUCUGGCUGACCCAAGUAGCUUCAAUGCUAGAUCAGGAAGCUCAUCCAGCCUCGUCCACUCAUUCACCGUCCUCUUUGUUCUCCAGCUCUUGAAUUUGUAGCUGCUCUCAGUUCCAGACUGCUCCUGUACCAUACUCACAGCUCCUCCUAACGCAUACAAUCCUGUACCAAGUGUGAUGUCUAGAUGUGCUCAAGCCAGUUUUCUUUUAGAUUCCUGAUGGACUAAAAUGGAGACAGUGUUACUGACAUGGAAAUAAAAAAAGAAAGAAAAGAAAAAGAGAAACAUGGACACCUUUGUCAGUAUUUUUAAUCUCAGUGUGGUAACUUGUGUUGGAAAUUAUAUUUUUGUUUUGAACGUUUAUCUAUCCAUGGUGUUGAAAAGGAGUUACAGAGAAAAAUAAGGAUGAGUAAAUGCAUUAACAUGGACCCCCCCCAAUGCAGCAAGUCCGUUUUGGCUAAUGGGAAAAGACUACAAUUUACAGAUGUUAAUUUUCCUAGAGACAAGCUUGUAAACUCUUGCGCUCAGCUGUCCAUGCCACAGCCAAAAUCCCACAUCUCUCAGAAAAGCAUCUGCUGUCUAAUCCACACCAUUAGCUCUUUCAACAUGAGCAGUCGUGGUUUCCCCGUGUGUCUCCAGCAUGGCCCUGAUACAGACUGAGCCUUAGGGCAAAAGCAUGAGAUAGAAAAAACCCUCCAGGACUCUUUUGCAAACAAGGGAACUUUUGUUGCUCAAUGUUGCUCAAGCACGACUGCAAAGACCAAAUGUUCAGCAUCUAUCUCUUUUUUUUUUUUUGAGCAGAAACAUUUGUCAACUCUGCUUUUAAAAUGUCACUUUUUGUUUAGAAUGGCUUUUAAUUUACCACAUUUAUGACAUAAUAUGACCACUGCUGGAUAAAAUAUCACCUGAUGUGUUUUAACUGUGUACAUUAAUGUUAAAUAGGAAGCAAAACAGAGACAAAGAUUUAAAUGUUAACAGCCAUUGAAUUCGUAAUAAUGAAUUGACCUCAAGCUUUGAUGUGCACUCCGAGAUGCUUUUCUGAUCACCAUAGUUGGAAAGACUGGUUAUUUGAAUUUGUGUAGCCUUCCUGUGAGCUCGAACCAGUCUAGCCAUUUUGUUUUCUCUCCUCAUCUCUCUCAACAACUGGUUGUUUUGGAGUCUUUAAAAAAAAAAAAAAAAAGCAUUCUGUGUAAAAUCUAGAGACUGUUGUGGGAGCUCAGCAGUUCCAGAAAUACUCAACCAACCAUGUUGCAGUCAGUCACUGAGAUCAAAUAUUUUCUACAUUCUGAUGUUUGAUGUGAACAUUACCAAAAAAAAUGAAGCUUUUGACCAUUAUCUUUCUGAUUUUAUGCAUUGCACUGCUGCCAAAUUUUUUUGAUUGACCAGUUUGGUAUAUGCAUGAAUAUGCAGGUGUACAGGUUUUGCUAAUAAAGUGGAUGGUGAGUGGUGUAUAAAAAAAAUUUAUUAGGAAUUCAAUUUCUUUUAACACUCAAAUCUUUAGGUCUCUUUUUUGCUUCUGUAUUAACUCAAAUCAAAUGUCAUCACACAAAAGGGUGAUGAAUCCAAUCUAAAGCACCCCUAUGUAUAAUGUGCUGUAAAAUAAGUAAACAUGGUUUCUCUCUCUUUUUGAUGAGGUGUUAAAAAAACAAAUCAGCAUUGUUGUGGUACCGUGAACUGUUAAGAGAAAAAAAUAAUAAAAUAGAAUAAAUACACAUGUAUAAUAGGGCUGUAAGUAGUGAUAC